Messenger RNA from Onthophagus taurus, 686 nucleotides. The record is from RefSeq and is a predicted model, not a curated record. Lineage: Eukaryota; Metazoa; Arthropoda; Insecta; Coleoptera; Scarabaeidae.
AACAUUCUUUUCGUCUACCGACUACCUGAAAUUCCCAUAAAAUAUUUUUGGGUUUACUCCCAAAGCUGCAUUGUAUAGACUUUUAAGUUAUCCGAGAUGGUACCAUUUGGUACCUUGCCUCGCCCCCCUAUUUUUCUCCCACUAUAAUCAAAUCACUGGUGGCACGUGUUGUUGAAGCCAUACACGAAACUUGCAGCACACAUCAAACAAUUUGCCGCUAAAAAGUCAUACGCCCGCGCUGCAUCGAUGAACAUUUUGGUUUUGAAACGUCUAAGUACGAAAUAGAAAAUUUGUAUUAAAAGUGUAUCUAGUAAUUUAUUUUAUUUUUAACAUGGAAGAAAGUAACGGGACAGUUUGGAGCAUGGAAAUAACUACCGCAUCAACAUUACAAGAAGCUGAAGAAGAAACAAUAGCCACUGUUGUAAUAAUUGUUUUAGCGGCAGCUGUUGUAAUAGCAGCAUUAUUUGUUUUGGCGGUAUUCAUAGAUUGCAGGCAACAAAAAGUUCAUAAAUCCCGACUGCAAAAAUCAAAAAAUGUACUUAAAUCAAUAAUCCCUCAACUAACAAAGGGAGAAGAUCGUUUGGAAAUAGUCAAUCAUAUUCAAGAGGAACAUAGUACUAACUCUGAUUUGCCAGUUUAAAUUAAAAAAUUAAAAUUGUGUGAUAUUGUAUAAAUUUAUUAUAUAU